This is a messenger RNA of Vitis riparia (riverbank grape), 2089 nucleotides long. Its product is annotated as squalene monooxygenase SE1-like. NCBI's taxonomy places the organism in Eukaryota, Viridiplantae, Streptophyta, Magnoliopsida, Vitales, Vitaceae. Gene Ontology annotation, molecular function: squalene monooxygenase activity; flavin adenine dinucleotide binding. The record is from RefSeq and is a predicted model, not a curated record. The transcript is spliced from 8 exons. Gene Ontology annotation, biological process: sterol biosynthetic process. Gene Ontology annotation, cellular component: endoplasmic reticulum; membrane. The coding region runs from base 237 to 1805 and encodes 522 amino acids.
UUGGUUGAAAACUAAUGCCGUGUUCAUAGUCCACAGCCACUUUGAAUCACAAGGCUGCGCUCCACCCUUGUGGCACUUAUUUUAUUGUACAUACUAUUAAGCCUGUGAUGCUUAUAAAAGGCGCCAGUUUUCAAACAUGUUAACUAACCCUUUUAUAAAGCAAAGAAAAAGGGAAAACUGAGAGAAAGAGAGUGAGAGAGUAAUCUUGUGAUCUUGCUUUCUGUUGGUUUUUGAAGAUGGUUUAUUCAUAUGUUGUGGGAGGAAUCAUGGCUUCUCUGUUUGGGCUUGUUGUGUUGUACAAUUCAAGAAAAAAGAGGACGAACAGGGGAGCUUUGAUGGGGAGAAUGAGGGAUGAAUGUCCUAAGACCUCUGGAAAUGGAGGAUGCAGUCUGGAGAUCACAGAAUGUAGUGAUGUGAUUAUUGUUGGUGCUGGAGUUGCUGGGUCUGCUCUUGCUUACGCUCUUGGCAAGGAUGGACGCCAAGUACAUGUGAUUGAAAGGGACCUCUCUGAGCCUGAUAGAAUUGUGGGAGAACUGCUUCAACCUGGUGGCUAUCUGAAAUUAGUUGAUCUGGGUCUAGAAGAUUGUGUCAAAGGGAUAGAUGCCCAGAAAGUGUUUGGAUAUGCACUUUACAAAGAUGGGAAACACACUCAACUGUCGUAUCCCUUGGAGCAUUUUCAUCCUGAUGUGGCUGGGAGAGGCUUUCAUUAUGGGCGUUUCAUUCAGAGCCUGAGAGCAAAAGCUGCUUCCAUUUCCAGUGUAAGAUUGGAACAAGGAACAGUAACAUCCCUGAUUGAACAAGAUGGGACUAUCAAAGGGGUGCAGUACAAGAACAAAGCUGGUGAAGUAAUAACUUCAUAUGCCCCGUUUACGAUUGUAUGCGAUGGUUGUUUUUCAAAUUUGCGGCAAUCUCUCUGCAAUCCCAAGGUGGCUAUGCCCUCAUCUUUUGUUGGUUUGGUCCUGGAAAACAGCCCCCUUCCAUACGCCAACCACGGACAUGUUAUCUUGGCAGAUCCUUCGCCUGUCCUGUUUUAUCCCAUCAGUAGUUAUGAGAUCCGUUGUUUGGUGGAUGUCCCUGGCCAAAAGGUGCCCUCCAUAUCCAGUGGAGAAAUGGCUCACUAUUUGAAAACUGCAGUGGCUUCCCAGAUCCCCCCUGAGCUAUAUAGUGCCUUCAUAUCUGCAAUCAACAAAGGAAACAUUAAAACAAUGCCAAAUAGAAGCAUGCCUGCAUCACCCCUUCCAACCCCAGGAGCACUUUUACUUGGGGAUGCGUUCAACAUGCGACAUCCUUUAACAGGAGGUGGAAUGACCGUGGCCCUAUCUGAUGUUGUCGUACUAAGGGAUCUCUUCAGGCCAUUGCAGGAUCUGAAUGAUGCAGCUGCUGUGUGCAAGUAUCUUGAAGCCUUCUAUACUCUAAGGAAGCCGGUGGCAUCUACAAUAAAUACAUUGGCAGGAGCUCUAUACAAGGUGUUUUGUGCAUCACCUGAUCAAGCAAGGAAGGAAAUGCGCCAAGCAUGUUUUGACUAUUUGAGCCUGGGAGGUGUCUUUUCCAAUGGACCUGUGUCUCUGCUCUCUGGUCUAAACCCUCGCCCAUUGAUCUUGGUUCUCCAUUUCUUCGCUGUAGCAGUUUAUGGCGUUGGCCGCUUACUGCUUCCAUUCCCUUCACCUAAACGGAUGUGGCUUGGGGCUAGGCUGAUUUCGGGUGCAGCGACUAUAAUAUUCCCCAUUAUAAAGGCUGAAGGAGUGAGACAAGUGUUCUUCCCUGCAACUGUUCCAGCAUACUACAGAGCUCCUCCUAUGAUCUGAGAUAAGGAAAUCAAUGAAUUCAAACAGGAUACAUCCAUGCAAUAUAAAUUCCAGGAUUUUUUCUUGAAUGGGAAUAAAAUUUCUAUCAAAACUUUGAACUGUGUACUUCAAAAGGAAUAUACAAAACAUUUUGUUACCCAUCAUUGGAACUGAGUAACCUUGGAAUAUCAUUCUCUACAUUUGAGCAUUUAGUAAAUGCAACAAUAUCUCUUUGAGACUUUGGUAGCAAAAGUUGUCAUAGUUCCUUGAAAGCACUCCCAUGGGAAUUGGAUCAGGUUGUUUGU